Molecule: messenger RNA, 1584 nt
Organism: Adineta steineri
Lineage: Eukaryota; Metazoa; Rotifera; Eurotatoria; Adinetida; Adinetidae
Source: the annotation of a GenBank genome assembly
AUGUCGAAAACUAAUAAAAAUCAGAAAUCAAUUACAUCAUUUUUCAAAAAUCCUGGACAAACAUCAACUAAUGAUUCAUCGGUAUCUAAACCAAAAUCAUCAUCAAUUGUUGAAACAAAAGAAAUCAAGAAAGAAAAUGAAGAAGAAAUCUUAAAAAUGCCAUCAUCUUCACCACCACCAGGACCAGCACCUGCACCAAUACCAUCAGCACAAUUAAUUCUUUCACCAAAAAAACCUACAGUUGCAGUAUGUCCAACAAUUCAACGACAACCAACAAGUGAAACUGAAUGGAUUAAUUUAUCUGAUCGAUUUUUAUUAACAAAUCGUAAUUUUGAAGUACAAUAUGCUCAUCUUUAUGCUGAACGUCUAGGAUCAUUACGUAAAAUAGUUACAAAAGCAGCUGAAAAUCGUUGGGAUAGAAAAAUUCCAAUUAAAAGAAUGAAUGAUAUUAUACCAGAUGAGGAAUGUAUUCUUGUUGGUAUUCUAUUUAAACAAAUGAUUUUAAAGCCAAGUAUUGUCAAACAAAUAGCAACUGAAAAUGGGUUUAGUUUACAACCACCUCGUAAUCGUUAUGUUGAUCCAACUGAUAAAUUAAUUCUUGAAGAAGAAACACAAAGAAUUGAACUUAAUGGUAAAAUUGAUGUCAAUCACUUUGUUACUGGUAUUGUCAUGGCAAUUCGUGGUUAUGAAGAUGAAAAAGGUGUAUUUAUUGUUAAAGAUUAUUGUUUCAAAGAUCUUUCAAUUCCAAAACAAUUAUCACCAAUAAAAGACGAUCGAUAUAUUUUAUUAGCAUCAGGUUUUCUUUUAUCGGAAACUUCGAUAAUAUUUAAUCAACUUGAAUAUCUUGUUAAUUCAUUGACACAAUCAUCAAAUAUUCAAUCAAAACAGAUACAGAAUAUUUUAAGUAAUAUUAUUCGAUUUGUUGUUGCUGGAAAUUUAAUAGAAAGUUCAAAUCGAUUGAAAGAAACGACAAAUCAAGCAAAAUAUUUAACACGAAAAAUGACAGCAAGUAGUGUUGAAGCAAUGCAUAGUAUCGAUGAAUUAUUUAAUAAAAUUGCUGCAAUUACUGAUAUUGAUAUAAUGCCUGGUGUAAAUGAUCCAAGUUGUCAUAUGUUACCACAACAACCAUUACAUCCAUGUAUGUUUCCAUCAUCAAGUAAACAAAAAUCAACUCAUUGUCUUACAAAUCCAUAUGAUUUUCAAAUUGGUGAUAUUCGUUUACUCGGUACAUCAGGACAAAAUGUUGAUGAUAUUGAUCUUCAAUCAACAAUUGACGAUCGUGUUCAGAUACUUGAAAAAUGUCUUGAUUGGGGUGUAAUUGCACCAACAUGUCCUGAUACAUUAAGUUGUUAUCCAUAUGUUAAAAAUGAUCCAUUUAUUAUUAAUGAUACACCACAUGUUUUCUUUGCAGGAAAUCAACCAAAAUUUGGAACUCGUCUUUUUAAAGGACCAAACAAUAUUGAAGUUCGUCUUAUUUGCAUUCCAUGUUUUGCACAAUCAAACUCGUGUGUUGCAUUAAAUUUAAAUACACUUGAAUGUCAUGAAAUCUCAUUUGAAAAUCAAACACCACAAAUAAUUCAAUAG